This is a messenger RNA of Elgaria multicarinata webbii, 7123 nucleotides long. RefSeq names its product WD repeat domain 87 (gene WDR87). Lineage: Eukaryota; Metazoa; Chordata; Lepidosauria; Squamata; Anguidae. Gene Ontology annotation, molecular function: protein binding. Bases 3 to 7103 code for a protein of 2366 amino acids. The record is from RefSeq and is a predicted model, not a curated record. The transcript is spliced from 7 exons.
CCAUGCUGAAAGGCCCGGUCCGCAUUGUACCUCAGUGGAGGGAGCUCAAAUGCCAGCUUCAGGAGAAGCUGGAACGGCAAAAGGGCCUGCCGGACGUGAGCGAAGGCACCCACAUCCUGCUGAGUGACCGGCCCAGCAUCAUAUUCCGGGAGAGCUGUUUCCCCAACUGCAUGCCGCUCAUCUGCUUCUACACCACUGAGAUGGGGAACUAUUUCCCAUCGUUCACCUGGAGGAGAUCCAAAGGCAGCAAGGUGCGUGUCUGGACCUACAGUGCGGGGGACGAGUCCUCCGUGACGGAGAAAGUGUACGCCAUCGAGGAAGACCCGAUGGUCCUCAACGUCGUCUAUGUCCCCUGCCGGCACCUGUUUGUGGCCUACUGUGAUGACAUCCACUUCCGCUUCUUUGGUGACCACACUCAGGACUUCAAGCUGCUCUCGGACAUGGGCUCGCCCUACUCGAUCACCAGCAUGUGCUACAACCACACGACAGGUGAACUGGUGACGGGUGCCAUUGGCAUGGUGGUCUUCUGGUGCUUUGCCACUGGGGAGGUUCCCUAUAUGGGGGUCACACAAGAGGUGUGCAUCGCAAGUGGCGAAUUUGUGCACUUUCUCAUCGUGGAGCACGAGCGGGGGGCGCUGGUGGCCUUGUGCGAGAAUAUCAUCCGCGUGUACGACUAUCAGACCAAGGUCCUGAUCCGCACGUUCCAGGUGAGCCAAGGCGUGUCCCUCAUUUGCUGUUGUGCCAAUUGGUCCCAGAGCUUCCUCUACACCGGAGACCUGGCUGGGGAUGUCAAAGUGUGGAACUUUGACACAGGCAGCCAGAUCACCCAGUUCAAGGCCCACCUGAGCGCCAUCAGCAGUAUCAUCAGCCGGACCUCGGUGCACACCCUCAUGACCGCGUCCCUGGACGGGUUGCUGAAGGAGUGGAACCUGACUACCUGUGAGCUCCUCCGGCGUGUGGACAUUGGGGAGGAACUUUUCCAGAUGCAGUUCAUCAACGAACAGACCUUCUUCCUCCGCACUCAGUACACUUUCUCCAUCCGUACUGUCAACAACUUCUACCAGCUCUUCAACAGGCCCAAAUCCAUUCUCAAAAGGCUGGUGCGGGUGCAGUGUGGACCAGACAAGGCCCGCAUCCUGGCGACCACUGAAGAUGGGGUCAUGCGAUUCCUCUCUCCUGUUACAGGAGAAAUGCUGUUCGUCACCUGGCCCUUCCAGAUUUUAGAAAAGGCCCUGGACUAUGUUUAUGACCCAGACCGGGAGGAGCUCUUGGUGACCAUGGGCACGACCGACAUCUAUGUGCUGGACACCUCCAAGAACCCCUGCCCAGCCAAGUACAUCUUGCGUGCCUCAGACAACAUAGAGGACAAAGUGCUGUGCCUGGCCUAUAGCCGCCUGGACCUGGAUGGCCGUACCUCCAGCUUCAUCUUCAGCGGCUUCAAGAGCGGGAAGGUGCGCACUGUCACCCAGCACCUGUAUCGGAUGGGUGGCCGCAAACUGCACGAUGGCAACGUGGUGGCGCUCAGCAGCCUUUCGGCCUCAGGGAACCUGUCGUACCAUUCGCGGGAGUCCUCCUACCUCUGCUCCUACGGCCUGGAUGAAUACAUCAUCCUCUCCGACGUGAUCUUAAAGAAGAACAGCCUCCUGGAGGUGGUCCCGUUAGUUGUCAUCCCCAGCACCAAUUGCCGGAUCAACAACCUCCUGCUCAUCCCUGGCUACAUCUGCGUCUUGACGGAGCAGAACCGGGUCCGGCUGUGGCGCCAGGGAGCCCUGGUGCCUGGCAAGAAGAACCCCUUCUGGAAGGAGACGAACGCCAUGCAUUCCACCAGCAUCACCUCCUUUGACUACUGCCACACGCUCAGCAUGCUGGUGACUGGCGGCUCGGACGGGUCCGUGCGCAUCUGGGACAUCCUGGGGCAGAUGCUGGUGGAGUUUGACACCAGCCUCAAAUUCAGCCGAGUCUGCUUUGCCAACCAGCGCGGAGACCUGGUGGUGGGCUGCAACAUGAACAUCUACUUCAUCUCGUGUGUCACCUACCUGCCCAGCAAGCGCCUCCGCAUGCUGACCACCCGGCACGUGAGGGACGACGUGGUUGAACGGCCGCUGCCCUUUCUGUCCCACUUCCUUCUCUCCUUCGACAUAGUUUUCGUGCCCAAGUACCGCCAGGUGGGCAAGCUGGCAAAGAAGUAUGAACGGCUGGAGCCAAUCUCCAAUAACAAGGAGGUGGUGAUAGAGAAGAACGUGGCCAAAGUGGUGGAGUUCCUGGGCAAGGACGUGAGCAGUCUUCCUGGCCCAGAUUUCUACGGGGAUGCACCAGACAUAAAAGAAAUGCACCCCGAGUUUGCUGUGGAGUACCAGCUCAUGUGUCUGUUCAAGCCCAGGCUGUCCUUUGAGAAGAGGCCGGCCGCGCCUCCCCCGGCCCCGCCGCCCUACCGUGGGCUCCCACCUCUGGUCCCCGUGCUCCGCAGGAUCCCUUUCCAAGCCGGGCGCUCGUGGCCCAUCGCACCGGACGGCUACGUCCCCAACUCGGUUGUCCGAGCCCAGCUGUUUCCCAAGGGGACGCCUGCCGCCCUCCAGUGCUCAGUGCUGCAGAGCAGGGAUCCCUUACCAAAGCGGAAGAUGGUCAAGAUCCAGUUGCCAGAGUGGGACACAUCCGAGGUCAUUGAGAAAGCCCGGAAGAAAAAGGGGCAGAGGAUGCGGCACGCGACUUCCUCCACCGAAGGCCGCCGCCGCCGGGACCUGCUGUCUGAGCUGGUGACCAAGCCCUGGCUACGCCACAAGCCCAGCGACACCUCCCUGCCUUCCGUCACGAAGGCCAUCCUCAGCCUCAUGGACGACGUGCCCUAUUCAACCUACUUGCUCUGCACUUCUGCCCUGGUCCAGCUUGCCGAGGCAUACCAGCUGCCAACCGCUAUCCAGGAAGAGGCCUUCGACCGUCUCAUUGUGCACACGAACCAUAAGGAGGUGAGGAUGAAGCUGGCGGCUUGGGAGGCCCUGGGGAAGAUGGAUCUGUUGACUGAGAAGGAGGUGGUCCCGCUGGCCCGGGCCCUCCUGGAUGACAACAAGAAAGUGCGCGACCUGGCCCGGUCGCUGCUGGACUCCGUGGCCGGGAUCACGGAUAAGUUUGUCCUGAAGAAGGAAAUGCAACGCUUGGCGGAAGGCAGCCUAGAAGACCUGUCUGAACUGAGCCAUGACCCUGAGUUCGGGUUCCCUCGCAGGGUGCGUGCUGCCGGCAUCGUUGCUGGAUCGCAGGAGGAAGCCGUCUAUGCCCUGACGGAAGGGGCAGAGAGGUUGAUGAACCGGGUGGAGAACCAGCUGACAGCCAACCUCUUCCUAAUGUCCGAGUGCUCCCCGACAGAGAUCCAGCAGUCCAGCCGCCCACCCCUUUCCCGGCGCAAGGGCAUGUCUGAGGGAACACCCGAAGAGUUCGCCAAGCCAGAUGACCACUUGGCGGCACAGACCCGGUGGCUGGGGCUCUUCACCAGGCAGGACACGAAGCCGGAUCAGAUGUUGAGCGUCAGGGACCUCUCAGCAGCGGAGAAACUGCCUCGGAUCCAGCCGGCGCGGAGUAAGGGCGCCCCGGUGGCCCCGCCCAGUGGAGCGGCUUUGCCAGCGAGCAGCGUUGGCAGCAGCAGCAGCAGCGGCAGCAGCAGCAGCAGCAGCAGCUCCAGCAGCAGCUCCAGCGGCAGCAGCAGCAGCAGCAGCUCCACCUGGCGGGACGUGCGGCGUGCCAAGAAGGAGCUCAAGGCCAAGGAGAAGCGCCGCGAGCCCAAAGCCCUUCCCGACGUUUCCCAGGAGGCCCAGAAGCCCGCCAAGGGGCGCAAGCGGGGCCAGCCCAUCCUGCUGCAGCGAAGAGAUACCCGCACGCAGCUCUACACCGAGAUGCUGAAGCGCCAGAAGGCCAAGAAGGAGGAGCAGGCGGCCCCGGCGGCGGCGGCGGCGGAGACCCCACGGGAGAGCAGCCCGCUGCAGGCGAAGCCCAGCCCGCCCAAGCUGCUGCCGCCACUGGCGCCCAAAGGCAGCAGCAUCGACCCAAAGCAGCAGUACAGUGCCGACAAGACCAAGUGGCGCAGCGACCUCUACAAGCUCCUGAUGCUGCGCAUCGCCCCCUCGGUCGAGGGCCGCACCGCAGCUGAGGACCUCCUGGCCUCGGCCCGCCUGGCUCUGGCCCGCCGGGCCGUGUCCUGGGAGGCCUUCAUGGCCGUCAGCCAGUCCCUCCUGGCUUCUCAAGAGAAAGUCGCUGCCGAGGGGGUGGGGUGGCAGAAGCACAUGGAGGAGUUACUCAAGGGCCCCCCUGUCAAGGAGACGUCCUCGGAGGAAAGCCUGGAGGCUGUGGUGGCUGUGAGAACGAGGAGAGGCACCCUCAGCCGUUCAGAGGCCGAGGCUGGGAGCGCCGGCACAAGCCAGGAGGAUUUCGUUUGGGAGAAAAGAGAGGAGUCUGGUGAGGAAACACUCCCGGAGAAGAAGGGAGUCAAGGCUAAAGAAGCAGACAAGAGGAAGAGAGUGGUUUCCAAAAAGGAAAAAGCCAGAAAGGUGGCCAGAGGGGAAGAGCAGGUGGCUGAAAAGGAAGGGAAAGGGGAAGAGCAGGAGAUGCCCAAAGGGAAGGAACGCGAACUCGUGGCCAAGGGGGAGGAAGAGAAAGGACAGGAGGCUGCCAGGUGGAAAGCGUGGGAGGCAGCCAGGGAGAAAGAGCAGGAGGAGGAGGCCGCCGAGAAAGAGCGAGAGGCGACCAGGAAGAAAGAGCGAGAGGCAGCCAGGCGGAGGGAGGGGGAGGUGGCGGACAGGAGAGAAAAAGUGGCCAGGAGGAAAGCAAAGAAGCCGGCUGAAGAGGCGGCUGAGGCCAGAGAGGAGGAGGAGGAGGAGCUGUCCAAGGGGAGGCGGGUGAAGGACAAGCCCCUGAUCACCGAGUCCGAGAGGCUGCUGGCCCAGCUGACGGACAGCACCUUGGCUGAAAUACGGGACGAGGCCAAAGACCGAAUGAUGGCUGAACUGAAGGAGAGAGCCCUGGCGGAAGCCCAAAAGGCAGCCCAGGAGGAAGUGAAGGAGCAGGCAGAGGCCGAAGCCAGGCAGAGGGCCCUGGCCGAAGCCAGGGAGAACGCCUUGAUCGCGGCGCGGAAGAAGGCCUUGGCCGAAGCGUGGCAGAAGGCGCUGGCCAAAGCGCGCAAGGCGGCCCUGGAGGAAGUCGUGGAGCAGGUCAUGGCCGAGGCGCGAGCGAUGGCUCUGGCCGAGGGACAAGAGGGGGAGCUGGACGAGGAAAGGCUGCGGGAGCUGGCCGAGGGGAUAGCGGCGGAGCUGGCCGAGGGGAGAGCUGUGGAACUGGUCAGGGCAAUGUCCAUUCACGUGGACGAGGCCAGAGUGUUGGAACUGGCUGAGGCAGAAGCAAUGGAGCUGGACGAGACCAGAGUGCUGGAGCUGGCCGAGGGGAUAGCGGCGGAGCUGGCCGAGGGGAGAGCGGCGGAGCUGGCCGAGGAGAGCGCGGCGGAGCUGGACGAGGAGAGCCUGGCGGCCCUGCUGGAGGCCAAAGUGCAGGAGCUGGCGGAGGCGAAACUCAGAGAGCUGGCGCUAGAGGAAGAAGAAAGCUCUGACGGAACGGAGGGCCUGACCUCCGAGGAAGACGAGGCGGACAUGUGGGAGGACCUCAGAGAGGAGGGCAGCUGGCUCGCCUCGGAGGAGGAAACAGACGCAUUACUUGCCCUGUGGGAUUGGGAAGUUACCCCAGGGGCAGAGCUCGAGAUCUCGGAACGUGCGCAGUUGCUCCUGGAAAUCCUGACGGAGCCGCAGAAGCUGGAGCUGAGCGAUUCCAAAACACUUCUGCGCCUCUUCCAAGCGAUGUCGCUACUCCAGAUUGCUUCGACGAUGGAUGUUGAGGCCCUGGAGGAGGCGUUGCUGAAGAAAGCGAUGGAAGUCAUCAAGGAAGGCGAGGGGAUUCCGGGGGCCCUGCCGGAAGGGACUGCUCUGGUUUUGGCAGCGCUGAAGGAAGCGGUGGGAGGCCACCAGCCCUGGCUCACUGAUCCCAGGGAGUUUACAGCCAGGAUGAGGGCCCUUCUGAAGACCUCCGUGACCGUGCUGCGGGCCAGGAACAUGAAGGAGAAACUGGAGAGGGUCUUGAAGAAGGGCUGGCGAGAGCGAGCCGAGAGGGAGUGGGUGCAGGAAGGUGGCAAAAGAGUGGGGAAAAGGGCCUGGUUCAAGAGGAAGCUCAAGGAGGCCAUUAGGAAGUGGCAGGCCGAAGCAGAGAGGGCCCAGCAGGAAAGAUUAAUGCUGCAGCGCAGGCACAGAUGCAUCCAGUUCAGAACACGGCUCAUCACACUGGACCACGAGGCUGAGAAGGAGAGCGCCAGGGAGACGCAGAGAGAGAAGCAGAAGGCGGCGGAGGUGAAGGAGAUGCAGAAGAAGGGCGAUGCAGCUGCCCAGAGAAGGCUGAUCUGGUCCUUGGGUGACCAGCGCACGAGGGGCUGGAAGACCAUUUUGCACAUGGAGCAGGACCUGGGCCUGACGCCAGAGGAGCAGUCCCGGAUACCCAAGCUCAAGCAUUACCGGCUUCCAAAGGACUUCCUGUUCAAGACCACCAAGCCCACGCCACUCACGAGGCGGCAUAAGCUCAGAAGGGUCGGCCAGCAGCAUGUUUUCCGUCUCAGUGACGAUAAAGGUAUCGACUGGGAGAGGUUCAUGAAGCUCUACCAGUCGCUCUUGUCUCUGAAGGAGGUGGAAGGCGGCGUCCGUUCGGCAGCUUGGCGCGAUCAGUCCUCCAAGUUGCUAGACCUCUACGGUGUGGGCAACCCGCUCAUCCGGGUCAUGGUGCAGCAGCUGCUGACGGAUGACCAGCGGCAGCACAAAUACGUCCCGAGCAACACCCUGUCGUUGAGAGAGGCCCGGCCGGAUUUGGGCCAGCGGAUCCUCUAUGAGUUGGUCCAUCACUCCAUCCGGAUUCGGCCCAAGCCCUCCACCUUGCAUGGCGUCAUCCCCCUCAGCUACCAGAACAACGUGCACCCCUUCAGGGCGAGGGGCAUGACGCGCUUUGGCACCCUGUCCCUCAAGUGGAAGACCUUCUUCUCCCAAGGGCAGCUGCCCAAGUUGCGCCUGUACAUCCACGCGUCUCCCAUUUGAAGCAGCGCUGGCUGCAAUAA